UUAAGAAGAGACAGAUCUUAAAUGGGAAAUAAGUCACACGUCAAUCAAUUAUUGCCACCUCCAUCGUAUCUCCGCCGUGCUUGCCACGUUUUCAGCCUCAUCUAAUCAGAAAAAGAUUUUCCGAUCACACACUCAAUUGGGGAAGAUUCGUUAGGUAUUAUCCUUCUGGGUUCAUCACCAAAUAAUACCAAGUCAGUGUGUCAUAGCAGAAUCUUCAAGUAAAUUAAGGAAGAAAUGGAGAAGAAGCAGAAGAAGUUUCUGACAGUUGCACCUUUCGAAUGUGCUUGGCGAGACGAUUUAAGAUUUAAGGAAGCUGGAAGAGGGUGUGUGGCAUUUGAGGCAUUUGCUCACAACGAUGUGACUGUAGUUUUUCGUGAGCAGUUAGGUAGUCAACACUACCAUUACAAAAGGGAUAACAGCCCGCAUUAUACGGUAAUCAUUGGUAGUCAUAGAAAUCGGAGGUUGAAAAUUGAGGUAGAUGGGAUAACAGCGGUUGAUGAAGCAGGUUUAGGUUUAUGUUGUUCUUCGGCAUUUCAAAGUUACUGGAUAAGCAUUUGUGAUGGGUUGAUUAGCAUUGGAAAAGGGAGGUACCCUUUUCAAAAUCUUGUGUUUCAGUGGCUUGACACCAAGCCAAAUUGCAGCGUUCAAUAUGUUGGGCUUAGUAGUUGGGAUAAACAUGUUGGAUAUAGAAAUGUUAAUGUACUUCCAUUAACACAUAACCAUAUAUCCCUUUGGAAGCAUGUGGAUUGUGUAGAGUAUAAGGGGGAUGAAGAUAUGGAAGAAGAUUUGAGGAAUGAAUUCGGAAACUUUGAUAAUCAUCAGGGUCUUGGAAGUUUUCUUGAAAGUUGGGAAUUAUCUGAUGUGUAUUUCAUCGUGGGUAAGGAGGAAAGAUUUGUUCCUGCUCAUAAGGUGAUCCUGGCUGCAACAGACAAUUUCGAUUUGAGCUUGUUAGAUCAAGAUGUUAUCUUGAUCAAAGAUGUAUCUUAUCCGGUUCUACAUGCAUUUCUUCGUUUUAUUUAUAAAGGCUUUACGCAGAUUCCAGAGUCGCUGCUGAGCUCCCUGAGGGAUCUAAGCGUACGAUUUGGAGUGACUUCAUUGGUGAAGCAAUGUGCAGAAGUCAUCGAACGAUUUAAACUCAACAAAAAGUUGUUUGACUCAGGAAAGAACGUAGAGAUAUCAUACCCCAGCUCCCAGCCCCACUGCGGUGGUGCAUCCUUUCCCUUGGGACUUCCUGUGAAUGUGCAGAGGCUUGAACAAUUUCACAUAACAGGCGCUUUUAGUGAUGUGGAUGUUAGCAUUGAAGGUCAUGGUCAUAUUUCUCAGUCUCAUAAAGUUAUUCUUGGUUUAUGGAGUCUCCCAUUUAUGAAGAUGUUCACAAAUGGAAUGAGUGAGAGUGUUUCAUCGGACGUUUGCUUAAAAGAUGUCUCACCGAAGGCGUUCAAGAUCAUGAUCAACUACUUUUAUAGCGGAGGAUUCAACUUGGAAGAUACGGUUGAUAGCAAUAUCUUGUUACUUGAGCUUGUUCUAUUGGCAGAUCAAUUUGGGGUAUCUCUCCUUCAUCAGGACUGCUGCAAAACGCUUUUGGAGCGACUUUCAGAGGGGUCGGUAUGCCUAAUUCUUCAAGUUAUUCCCUCGAUACCUUCAUGUAAACUUAUAGAAGAAACAUGUGAAAGGAUAUUUACAAUGCACUUUGAUUACUGUACAACUGCAAGUAUCGACUUCGUCUUGCUACAUGACUCAACUUUCUCUAACAUUUUACAGCAUCCAGAUUUGACGGUAACUUCUGAAGAGCGUGUUCUUAAUGCCAUCUUAAUGUGGGGUUUGCAACCGAGGGAAUUAUCCGGUUGGGAGGUAGUAGACAACAUGCUUUCUACUAUGACACCAGAAGAUCUUUUUGGGGCAAGAUUUCCGUCAGUAAAUGUCUUGCUACCUCUUGUCCGCUUUUCAUUGUUUCCGUUAUUCUUGCUUAAGAAGAUGGAAACUAGCAAUCUAAGCAUGCAAAUCCCUACUUUUCAUCAUCUGGUGAAAGAAGCCAUCGGAUUCUUGGAAGUGGGUUUGCCGACUUCGGGGAGUCAUCCAAAGUUCCAACAUAGGCAAUCAAGUUUUAAGGAGCUUCAAUACAUACGCGAUGGGGAUAGCAAUGGAGUUUUGUUCUAUGUGGGCACAUCAUAUGGGAAACACCAAUGGGUUAAUCCCGUUCUAGCUAAGAAAAUCAGCAUUACCGCUAGCAAUCCUAUUUCAAGAUACACAGAUCCUAAGGUCUUGGCCUCGAGGACUUAUCAGGGGACUUCUUUUGCUGGCCCACGGAUCGAGGAUGGGAAGAACUGUUCGUGGUGGAUGAUUGAUCUUGGCAUCGAUCACCAGCUCAUGUGCAACUAUUACACGUUGAGACAAGAUGGAUCGAAGGCUUUCAUGAGAUACUGGAAUUUUCAGGGUUCCUCAGAUGGUAAAAUUUGGACAAACUUGAGGGUACACGAGAAGGAUCAAACGCUAAGUAAACCGGGGCAAUUUGCUUCGUGGGCAGUUACGGGUCCAAAUGCUCUCCUUCCUUUUAGAUACUUUAGAGUCGCGCUAAUGGGUCCCACGACAGACGAUAUAAACCUGUGGACACUCAGCAUUUGCUUCUUGGAACUCUACGGUUAUUUUCACUGAAUAUGUUUAGUAUUGCGUUGCAACUCUUUUCGCGGUUAAAAUUUGUGUAAUUUUAGAAUACAACAUGUGGGUGGUCUCGACACAAUCAAGUUGAUCCGAACCAGAACCAAAACCAGAACGAGAAGCAUUUGGUUACGAGUCGAGGCCUCGGUGUAACGUUAUUUUGAUGUUGUGUUUGUAUCAAUUAAUUCCUGUUGCUUGAAAAA
Molecule: messenger RNA, 2858 nt
Organism: Cynara cardunculus var. scolymus (artichoke)
Lineage: Eukaryota; Viridiplantae; Streptophyta; Magnoliopsida; Asterales; Asteraceae
Product: BTB/POZ domain-containing protein At2g30600
Exons: 13
Coding region: 235-2652 (805 amino acids)
Molecular function (GO): protein binding
Source: RefSeq, a predicted model, not a curated record